Molecule: messenger RNA, 3587 nt
Organism: Menidia menidia (Atlantic silverside)
Lineage: Eukaryota; Metazoa; Chordata; Actinopteri; Atheriniformes; Atherinopsidae
Source: the annotation of a GenBank genome assembly
CCGAUUGGUCCACGGGGCGUCCUGGGCGUCCGAGAAGACCCAGACGAGAGAGAAAAAAACGGAAAUCUGUUCUAAAAAAAUAGAGCAGACCUCUCCAACUCACGACAAAUGACUAUUUACCUCGAAUGUGUGCGGAUGUGGCAUAGCGUUUUAGUUGACUUGGUCUCGGUCGACCAAGUGUUCGAGGGGGGAAAAAAGAAGGAGAAAUAUCUGUGAGGAUUAACGCAGAGGCGGGGUGUGAAAAAAAAAAGAGGAAGGACUUGAAUAUCAGCUGCGACUAUCCGGAUUACUCUCUCGCUGAGAAGGGGAAAACAAACGAAGCUUUCUCCGCCAAGCGAGGAUGAGCUGACCGCCAGGGGGAAAGAGAAAAAAAAAGGAAAGCGGGAGAGAGAGAGAGAGAGAGAGAGGCUAAAGUGGUUGUGGUCGAAGUUGGGAGCAGAGGAAGAAACGGGCUCCACCGGGCUUGGACGGUUAUUUCCAUGUUCCGGAGAAAAACUUCGCCGUAGAUGCGGGUUUAAAGCCAGAUUCUGCCGCGAAAACCCCAACGUUUUUCAACCGAAGAAACCCCCUAUUUUUUUUUUCUAGCUAGCUCCGCACGACCCCUGCAAAAAGUGACUCGGUACGCCGGGAACUGAGGCGGAGGGGGAUCAGCUGUUUUUGUGCCGAUGCCCACGGCAGACUGUAGAUUGCUCCAUCAUGGCCGGAUCAUGAGGUGUCUGACCUAUCUACUACUGCUUCCAGAAACGCUGAAAAAGUCAAGGAAGGUCGGCAAGCUCCCGGGCAGGCUGCCGGUAUGUUAUGAGAUCCUGACUCUGUCCCUGUCGAGCACGAAAAAGCAACAGCAGCAGCAGCAGGAGAAGGAGAAGAUGGCUGCGGAGUUGUACCCCGCCGCCAACACCAACAACCCCAACCUGGCCAACGGCACCACCGUGGCGGACGCAGAGAAGACCAAGGAGGUGCAGGUGUUCCCGGCGGGCGGCGGAGGAGGCGGAAGCGCGGCGACCACCCCGACCGCCCAGCAAAACAUCAACAACAACAACGUCGACCCACCCAGCUGGCAGUACAGCCACCCGACGCUCAGAGAGAGGAACGCCUUGAUGUUUAACAAUGAGCUGAUGGCUGAUGUCCACUUCAUUGUUGGGCCCAUGGGGGAAGCACAGAGGGUCCCUGCACAUAAGUAUGUGCUGGCCGUGGGAAGCUCGGUCUUCGGUGCCAUGUUUUACGGCGAUUUGGCGGAGGAGGAGUCUGAAAUCCAUAUCCCAGAUGUGGAACCUGCUGCUUUCCUGAUUCUGCUGAAGUACCUGUACAGCGAUGAGAUCGACCUGGAGGCGGACACGGUGCUGGCCACCCUGUAUGCUGCCAAGAAGUACAUUGUCCCCGCAUUGGCGAAGGCCUGCGUCACCUUCCUGGAAACGAGCCUGGAGGCCAAGAACGCCUGCGUGCUGCUCUCCCAGAGCCGCCUGUUCGAAGAGCCCGAACUGACACAGCGCUGCUGGGAGGUGAUCGACGCCCAGGCCGAGCUGGCGCUGUGCUCCGAGGGCUUCUGCGAGAUCGACCUGCAGACGCUGGAAAUCAUCCUGAGGAGGGAGACGCUCAACACCAAGGAGGUGGUGGUGUUCGAGGCCGUCAUGAACUGGGCCACGGCCGAGUGCAAGAGACAGGGCUUGGGGCCUACCACGCGCAACAGGAGGGAAGUUCUGGGCAAGGCGCUGUUCUUGCUGCGCAUUCCCACCAUGAGCCUGGAGGAGUUCGCCAACGGAGCGGCGCAGUCCGACAUCCUGACGCUCGAGGAGACGCACAGCGUCUUCCUGUGGUACACGGCGGCCAAAAAGCCCGAGCUGGACUUCCCCCUGACUGCCAGGAAAGGCCUGCUCCCUCAGAAGUGCCACCGCUUCCAGUCCUCGGCCUACCGGAGCAACCAGUGGCGCUACCGCGGCCGCUGCGACAGCAUCCAGUUCGCGGUGGACAAACGGAUCUUUAUCGCCGGCUUGGGGCUGUAUGGGUCCAGUGGCGGCAAGGCCGAGUACAGCGUCAAGAUCGAGCUCAAGAGACAAGGGGUGAUCCUGGCGCAGAACCUGACCAAGUUUGUGUCGGACGGCUCCAGCAGUACUUUUCCCGUCUGGUUCGAGCAUCCCGUCCAGGUGGAGCAGGACGCCUUCUACACGGUGAGCGCCGUGCUGGACGGGAACGAACUCAGCUACUUUGGCCAAGAGGGAAUGACGGAGGUGCAGUGCGGGAAGGUGACAUUUCAAUUCCAAUGCUCCUCCGACAGCACCAACGGGACCGGAGUACAGGGAGGACAGAUCCCAGAGCUUGUGUUCUACGCAUAAGCUGCUCCAGACUGCUGAUGGAGAAUGAGGCUCACCCUCUCCUGUCAGCCUCGAAAGUAAUGUAGCAUCAAUACACUUGAGUAAAAUGUCACACUAAAUGGCCUGCUUAGCUCUUGGAGGGACUCUUUUCAAAGUGGAGGAGCGGUUUUAUCUUAUUUAAUUUAAUAUUAUUUUUUUAUUUAAAUGCCGAGCUAACUUUAUUUGCUCUGAUGCCUGUGUUUAAGGGCUGCAGCUGCUGUAGGAACAACAUUAAUACGGCCAUCUGUGGUUAUGUAAUCAAAGCUGAGCUCCACAACUGGUAGGGACUGCUUCAAUUUGUGUAAUUGCGAGUCUACAUAUAAUGUUGUUACUAUAGUUCGGGCAGCAAUACUACACAAUGAGCAGACGUAGUGUAAAGAUUCUAAAUGCAAAAAAGAAAAAAGGGGGGUGCGGGGAAAGUAGAAAUCUUCAAAAAGUCGUUUUUGCACUUCAGAGGAUGGCCUCAGCAAUGUUGUGUUUUUGUAAACAUGCUGUUAACAGCUUGAUGCUGUUGAAUACGGGAUGUGUUCUGUACAAGAAUGCGUAUACACCUGAUAAUAAAACAUAAAAGUUAUAAUGUGAACCAAAGUCACAUGUCCCAUCAUUAUGGUGCUAAGGAGUGGGCAUGUGAGGGGCAGCGGCGCCCUCUGGUAGUCACAGAGCGAACUACACCCGGGAUUUGUGGAAACCUGCAGUUAUGGCGGGGGCAUAUGUUUGGAUCCAAAGAGUUAUGGGCCCCCAAAGAGCUGCAUCUAUUUGCAAAGCAAGCAUUGCUUACAGAGAGAGACGAAGAUCCGUUAAACCUGGAUACAAUUAAUUACUGCUUUACUUAAAAAGAGCUUGAUGGGAUGUUUGUUUUUGUAUGUUCGGUCUUAUUUUCCAAAUCUGUCUUGUGAAAGAAGUUUGAAUGUUAAAAGACUUGAAUCAAUAUGGGAAUCUGAACCACCAGUUUUGAUGAACGUUCCCUCUAAAAAUUAGGUGUCACGGUCAACUAAAAGUACAAAGCAUGAGGUUCACAGAAAAGAAGAUAGUGUAAAGAACUGUGUGGUUAAUAAAAGUCACCAUGUUCUAUAUAAUCUCAUUAUCAUUUUUCAUUAUUAUCUUUUUUCUUAUAUGCUGCCACACUGGCAAGAUUUAAGAUAAAAUCAACAUGCAAACUAAAAUAUUACAGCCGUAUCUUUUAUCGGUUAGAGAUAUAAGAUGGCAUACAGAUGAGCAUUUUGGAUGACUUGUACCCUG